Alternaria viburni is the source of this 543-nucleotide messenger RNA. RefSeq lists its product as uncharacterized. The coding region runs from base 1 to 543 and encodes 180 amino acids. The transcript is spliced from 3 exons. The record is from RefSeq and is a predicted model, not a curated record. Lineage: Eukaryota; Fungi; Ascomycota; Dothideomycetes; Pleosporales; Pleosporaceae.
AUGACUCGCGACAUGAACCAGGCAAUCCAAAUUGUCAACACUCUCCAAAACCCAUCCAGCGUCCGGGAUAUCUCAUUCCGAGAGGACGUCGAAGCGUUUGCGCUGAAUGUGUCGUUGAUCCCUGUCAAUGUCACCACGUCCACCUCUGCGGUCGUCUACGCCUAUAACCCGCAGAACCUCCUGCUCUCAUACGGAUUGGCCAUCCUUGCUAGUACCAUCUCCAUUGCCUUUGGACUGUUUGCGAUGUGGAAGAACGGUGCAUGUUAUGACAAUCGCAUGUCUACUUUUGGCACAGCAAUGCAGGGUUUCGAUGUCAAGGAGGUGUUUGAAGAUUCUAAAACACGGGCGGCACAACCGCUGAGAGGUCAAGCUGCGAAGACAAAGCUGAUGUUCGAUGCGGAAGAAGGUUUUGUACUCGGCCACCGCAAACGGCCCAGCGAAGGCUCAAGUGUCGGAACGCCUAUAACAGAAGAAGGUUUCGUACUCGGCCACCGCAAACGAGCCAGCGAAGGCUCAAAUGUCGGCACGACUAUCAGAGAAUGA